Penaeus monodon (black tiger shrimp) is the source of this 578-nucleotide messenger RNA. Its product is annotated as cytochrome c oxidase subunit 7A2, mitochondrial-like. The record is from RefSeq and is a predicted model, not a curated record. NCBI's taxonomy places the organism in Eukaryota, Metazoa, Arthropoda, Malacostraca, Decapoda, Penaeidae. Gene Ontology annotation, biological process: mitochondrial electron transport, cytochrome c to oxygen.
CAGGUUGACAACGGUCUGCCGGUGCACAUCCGCGGCGGAAUCGUAGACAAGGUCCUCAUGGCCUUCACGUACGUUGUGUGUGGUCUCGGCCUCCUCGACUGCUGCAGGGUGUACUAUGUGCUCUCGUACCCGGCGGAGGAGAAGAAGUAGGGGAAGCAGGUGAAGGAGGAGGGAGGAGAGAUAAGGAGGGAGAAGGAGGAGGAGGGAGAAGGAGGGAGAAGGAGGAGGUGGAUAAUGGAGGAGAAGGUGGGAGGAGAGAUAAGGAGGAUAAGGAGGAAGGAGGAUUAGGAGGGAAGGGUAAAGGAGGUAGGAAGGAGGAAGUAGAAAGGAUUAUAAAGAAGAGGAAGAGAAGACCUAGGGAAGAGAGAUGACAUCGAGGAAGAGUCGGAAGAUAAAUAAGAAAUACGGUGGGAGGAAAGGAAGAAGAGAAGGAGGAAGAUAAUCCACCGCCUUCGUUUCCCCUCUAUUCUCCUUCUUUUCCCAAUUUGAACAAUCAAACAGCAUCUAAUCCCUUCAAUAUAUCCGUUUCUCCUUUAUCCAAUGCAACUUGAAACGUAAGCAAAACAAGCAAACAAACA